Messenger RNA from Orcinus orca (killer whale), 1399 nucleotides. RefSeq lists its product as uncharacterized. Bases 200 to 805 code for a protein of 201 amino acids. The record is from RefSeq and is a predicted model, not a curated record. The transcript is spliced from 4 exons. Lineage: Eukaryota; Metazoa; Chordata; Mammalia; Artiodactyla; Delphinidae.
UUCCUAACCCCUCAGCACACCCCACCACUCCCAGGAAAGUGUGUGGGGCCCCGUGCCGGCUCAGGCCCCACUGCACUCCCGCUCUCCUGGCCCAUGAACCCUGUGGCUCAUCAAUGACCCAUCAUGCCCUUGGCCUCUGCGUGUGCUCUUCCCACUGCCAGGUCAGCUGAGCCGUCAUUGUUUGGGGAAACAUUCUCUGAUGAUGAUGGAGGUGAUGACAAUGAAGAGGAUGGUGGUAAUGGCGGUGAAGAUGAUGACAAUGAAGAAGAUGGUGAUGAAUAUGAUGAUGGUUAAGAUGUUGACAGUGAAGAUGCUGGUGACGAUGGUGAAGAAGAUGGUGAUGAAGAUUGUGGUAAUGAUGGUGAAGAAGAUGACGGUGAAGAUGGUGAUGAUGGUGAUGAAGAUGAUGGUGAAGAUGAUGGAGGUGAUGAAGAUGAUGGUGAUGAAGACGAUGGUGAAGAUGAUGGAGGUGAUGAAGAUGAUGGUGAUGAAGAUGAUGGUGAUGAAGAUGAUGGAGGUGAUGAAGACGAUGGUGAAGAUGAUGGAGGUGAUGAAGAUGAUGAUGAUGGAGGUGAUGAAGAUGAAGAUGAUGGUGAUGGAGACGAUGGUGAAGGUGAUGAAGAAGACGGCAGUGACGAUGAUGAAGCAGCAGUCACCUGGUCUGCACGGGGCUCCGUGUGGACAAGCUCAUCUAACUGACUCACAGGGAGGGGCUGCCAUCACCGAGUCCUACGGGCUCAGGAGGAGGCAGGGCCGCAUGCCUCCUGGGAGCACAGGUGUCAUCAGUAUGUCUCCUAGGACGUAGGGGCUCCCUCCAUGGAGACACUGCCCAGCCAGAGGCUUCUCUGGGACAAAGGGGAAGCACUGACCCUGGACACCAUCUCUCAGUGCAUAGCAGGCAGGCUUCGUCAGGUCCCCAGACUGACUGCGUCCUUCUUGUCUCCUUGGCACUGACCCUGGCCUAAUGCCCAGGAGGACCCUCAUCCACAACCACCUGUGGGACCCUUGACCCUCUCUCACAUCCUCCUGGUCCACACAUAUGACCCCUGACUCUCUCCCGCGUCCCCCCGGCCACCCCUGUGACCCCUGACUGUGUCCCAGCCCUUGCCUGUUUUCACCUGUGCCUGCUGCCUGCUGUCACCUCCCCAUCUCCUGGUGCUGCCCGUACCCAACUGUGUCCCUAGACUGUGUCCCAUCAGAAGCUGUGCACUGUCCCCUGCCAUCACACCCUGCUGGGAAGAGGGGCUACUGCCAGGCUGGACAUACUGCCCCAUCAGGGCCUGGGAAGGCAGGUGUCAGCGGUCCCUCUCCAGGGCCAGUGAUGCCACAUCAGGAGCCCUGGAGUGGAGAGGCGGCAGUGGCAGGUCCACGCGGGACCCAGGCCGAGCGGAGAGAUGAA